UCAAUAUUUGCUUUAAAUAUUAGAAUGAGCGUUGUCCUUUUUAAAUUUAUUUGGCUGCCUUGAACUGAUCUGAUACUGAAGCAAGCAACCAAACAAAUCAAGAAAUUAUUGCUUUCAUAUCGUGGCAAUCUUAACAUGCCCGAAUUCCAAAGGAUGAUAUCAACUUUUGUCAGAGUGUAUUGACUUUAUACAAUUACUGCGGGCUGCUCCGGAAGGACGCCAUCAUCAAAUUCAGUGAACUCAUCUCACGAAGGAAAAGAAAAUGUUGAUGCGAUUCUCCCUUCAAAGAGUGAAGAACUUAAGGGCUUUAAGGCCUGAGGUUUUGGCUUCUGCGACCUCUCGUUUCUCUACUGCGACUGAACCCUCUUUCAAUCACCGUAAUCCUCCGAGGGUUCCUAAUCUUAUUGGAGGUGCUUUUGUUGAUUCAAAAUCUACAGCAACUAUUGACGUUUUAAACCCUGCAACACAAGAAGUUGUUUCACAAGUUCCUUUAACUACAAAUGAAGAGUUUAAAGCUGCAGUGGCUGCAGCAAAGCAAGCUUUCCCAUCAUGGCGCAAUACCCCAGUUACAACUCGUCAGCGUAUCAUGUUCAAACUCCAAGAGCUUAUUCGGAGGGACAUGGAUAAACUUGCAAAGAAUAUUACAACUGAACAGGGCAAGACAUUGACGGAUGCUCGUGGAGAUGUCUUCCGGGGGCUUGAGGUGGUGGAACAUUCUUGUGGAAUGGCAACUCUGCAAAUGGGCGAGUAUGUCCCCAAUGUAUCUAGUGGAAUUGAUACGUACAGUGUUAGAGAGCCACUUGGCGUUUGUGCAGGGAUUUGUCCCUUCAACUUUCCAGCAAUGAUUCCUUUAUGGAUGUUCCCUGUUGCAGUUACAUGUGGUAAUACCUUUAUUUUAAAGCCAUCGGAAAAGGAUCCUGGGGCAUCUAUAAUGCUGGCUGAAUUAGCAAUGGAAGCUGGUUUGCCUCAUGGUGUCCUAAAUAUUGUUCAUGGCACCAAUGACAUUGUUAAUGCUAUUUGCGAUGAUGAUGAUAUCAGAGCUGUAUCAUUUGUUGGUUCAAAUACUGCUGGCAUGCACAUAUAUGGAAGAGCUUCUGCUAAAGGAAAACGUGUUCAGUCCAACAUGGGGGCCAAAAAUCAUGGCAUUGUAAUGCCUGACGCAAACAAAGAUGCUACUUUAAAUGCUCUAGUUGGUGCUGGUUUUGGUGCAGCUGGACAAAGGUGCAUGGCACUUAGUACAAUAGUCUUUGUUGGUGACUCAGAAUCAUGGGAGAAAGAACUUAUAGAACGUGCUAAAGCACUUAAAGUGAAUGCUGGAACAGACCCUGAGGCAGACCUUGGUCCAGUAAUUAGCAAACAGGCUAAGGAACGAAUAUGCAGAUUAAUUCAAUCUGGGGUUGAGAGUGGUGCCAAACUACUGCUUGAUGGGCGAAAUAUAGUGGUUCCAGGAUAUGAGCAAGGCAAUUUUAUUGGUCCCACAAUUUUAUCUGGUGUCACAGCUGACAUGGAGUGCUAUAAGGAGGAAAUCUUUGGCCCAGUUCUCAUUUGCAUGAAGGCUGACAGCUUGGAAGAGGCUAUAAACAUUGUUAAUCGAAACAAGUAUGGCAAUGGUGCUUCUAUAUUCACUACAUCUGGUGCGGCUGCGAGGAAAUUCCAGACAGAGAUUGAGGCUGGGCAGGUUGGCAUCAAUGUUCCCAUACCAGUUCCCUUGCCGUUUUUCUCAUUUACUGGCUCUAAGGCAUCUUUUGCAGGCGAUCUUAAUUUUUACGGCAAGGCUGGAGUUAAUUUUUACACCCAGAUCAAAACAGUGACACAACAAUGGAAGGAUUUACCAAGCAGCAGUGGAGUUUCCUUAGCAAUGCCAACAUCACAGAAGUUGUAAUUCAAUGUGACAAUGUUGUUCUUUCAGCAGUAGUAUGUACUCUGCCAUAAACUAAUGUCAAGGUCUUUCCUACUUUGUAUCUUUUAACUGGUUCCCUACCAAUUGUCAAGUAAAUAAGACGGGAAAAAGGCAGAAACAAAUUAGAAAAAUGUUUUUAAUUUUAGGUGGAAAAAAAGAUCAUUUACAUA
This is a messenger RNA of Theobroma umbraticum, 2070 nucleotides long. It is a transcript of the gene ALDH6B2, whose product is annotated as aldehyde dehydrogenase 6B2. NCBI's taxonomy places the organism in Eukaryota, Viridiplantae, Streptophyta, Magnoliopsida, Malvales, Malvaceae. Gene Ontology annotation, molecular function: methylmalonate-semialdehyde dehydrogenase (acylating, NAD+) activity. Gene Ontology annotation, cellular component: mitochondrion. Gene Ontology annotation, biological process: L-valine catabolic process; thymine catabolic process. The record is from RefSeq and is a predicted model, not a curated record.